This is a messenger RNA of Pseudo-nitzschia multistriata, 6520 nucleotides long. The record is from the annotation of a GenBank genome assembly. Lineage: Eukaryota; Bacillariophyta; Bacillariophyceae; Bacillariales; Bacillariaceae.
CUUUCUGUGCCCUGCUCUAGCUGUCGUUGAAAAUCCAACAAAUAAUAAGUUUCUCCCAAACCAACAUUCCUUGUUGUACAAAGAGGAAGUUUGUUCAGAAUUCUCAUCAGAUGCAGGCAGCUUGAGAAGGAAGUGGUUCCAUCACAAUCCAUUGAGUAUUUCACGGUAACUGACACAAAUUAAAAAGCAGCAAUGCCUCUCGGGUUCUCUCCUCUCUUGCAGCGAACCAGAUUCAGACAAGCAAAGUGAAACAUGGAAUACAACUUAGUUUGUUUGUCGGGAUAUAUUCUUCCACAGAUACUAGAUUAUAUGCAAUCGUACACAAUUGUUCACAAAWMAUAGACAGAAUUGAAUGGGUUUGUUUGUGAUCAUUUUAUUCAGGUUUGUUAUCAUUAUCGCCACUUUGUUCAUUAUURUCCGUAAUUUCUCCCUCUUCAAUGAUCUCGCCUUCAUCUUCACUUGAAUCAUCGUUGGUGGAGCCUCGUCGUGAACUUCCUUGUCUUAGGUCUCUUGACUUUUGAGCAGUGAGUUCAUURUAUAGUACUUGUGCACUGGAGACAUAAUCUUUCCUAUUAAUAAUACGAGAGGUCUCAUCUUGGAUUUCGGAUGAAUACGCUGCCUCUUCUAUCAGGAUUUUUUUGAAAAGGUCAAAGCCAAUCCCCGCUGAUAUCACAAUAUCAGGCUUCCCAGGAGGACGAAGUAAUUGAAGCAAAAAUGAUCGUUCUAGGCGAUAAAUUGAGUCCCAAUUGUCGACAAAUAUUUCAAACAGUUCGCGAGGAGCACUGCGAUCUUGCUCUUCAACCUGUUGAAAGGAAUCAUCUUGCGCUAUGAAUUCUUCGAUUUCUCUCCAACGCGAAUAGGGUAAGAUUUUUCCUUGCACAGCAAGUUCACGGAGUAGUUCACGGUAUUUGUCACGCUGAGCCUUUUCAGCUCGUCGGCGUUCAUCUUGAAUUCUUCGUCGUUUCUCGUCUUCCGCCUUCUUUAACUCAGCAAUAAAAUCAGCAAAAUAGAGCCUCCGGUCCGAGUCAGUGAGUUCAUGAGAUGUURCAAAACGGGAAUCCAAUUUUUCCUCUUCGAAAAGAGUUGGCAAAAAUGAUUCCCAUGUCGAAUUGUACGAAAGAGUACCUUUUCCUUCUUUUUCUUGUAGAAACGAGACAAACGAUUUUUGUAUUUCCCUCCUCUUGUUUCGCUUGUUCCUUUCGUCUCGCUUCUUGAAGUCAUCACAAAAGUCAAAAAAUAAAGACUCACGCGUAGAGUCAUCUUCGAUAGCAAAGAAYCUAUCAUCUUUAGCCAAGGCGUCCUUGAUAUCUGUAAAUCUAGAAGUACGCGCUGAAAAUCCUGGUACUGAUGGCAAAAUAUCUGCAAGCAACUCCCCAAAAGCUUUAUUUGCACGAAUUCGUUCUUGACGUUGUUCGUUUCGCAAUUCGUUAGUUCGUUUCGUUUGAUACUCAGCUAGUGCUUGSCGUCUUUCUCCCAUUGAAAGUAUAUUUUCAAAAGAAUCCCAUCGAGAGUCAGCUUCACAAACCUUCAAAACUUCAUUCCAUUUAAAAGUAGGAGAUAUCCCUUUCUCUAACAAAACCCCCUUGAAGGCUGCAAUAGCUUCYUUUUUGUUAGAAAAGGCAMAUGAAUUGUAGUCACUGCUAGUAUUGGAAGAAGCUACUGCAUUGGAUGAUUGCUUCCUUUUCUUUGUUGCAGGCGCAUCGUGAAGAUUGUGUUCCUCUCGUUUCGAACCAGAGGAUGUAUUCGCAACGAUGGUCUCGGGCGAUACGAAUCCUUYUGGCUUUUCCCAAGUAGUGGAUACUCCAUCCGAAUAAUAUUUUUUUCCCGUCGUCGCGUCUUCGUGUUCGUGCCAAGUGCGUUUCGUGGAGGAAGAUGCUGUGGAAGAUUCCGUAGAACUGGUGCGAUUGGUUUGCUCUAACAUCUUUAGAGCCUCGGGCUUUACAUAWGUACUCUCUUUCGACACGUCAUUGUAGUAAUACUUGACGCCAUUGGGCGCUGUAUAUUCUUUCCAACCUUCAUUGAUGUGUUGCGCAGAAGGAUUUCCAGUGGAMCUGUUGGCUGUGUUGCUAGACGGAGUAACAAUUGAAGUCGUUGGUUGUGUCAAUAUGUUUUGGUAUGAGCCGGUACCAGCUGCUUGGAGUGGUAGCUGGUUUUGUGGUACAUGAGCAGGAUUUGUGACUUGCUGGUAACCAGUGAAGCUGUUAUUGUUUGGAGACAGGGACUGCUGUGGGUGGUGCGUUUGUACUUGUUGAUAAGGCGGUGCGGCUGGAGGACCAGGUUGUUGCGACGGUUGUUGUUGAUAUGUCUGCGGYUGUCGUUGAUUGAUUCCUGAGAGUSCUGACGGAUUCCCGUACGACGGAGAUUGCGCUUGCAUUUGUUGCUGAUAAGGUUGRGAAUUACCGUUCAUAGUCGAUGGGUGUGGGAGACGAGGCCGUGGUGGUGGUGGAGGAGGUCCACCUCCUCUGAAGGGUGGCGGAGGUCCCCUUUGCUGUUGCAUACCUCCUCUUCCAGCAAACGGAUUUCUCCCAGGCAUAUUAUUUCGGCCUCUUCCCCUUCCACCAAUGAAUGAAUUCUGUCCCAUAUUUAUUCGUCCUCUUCCCAUCAUUCCAGAAGGAGGUCCCCCUCUGUGUGGCGGCGGUCCAGGUUGGCCAUGGUUGCCGUGGCUUAGAUGUUGUUGAGAUGGUGGUGGAGGGUGCAUUUGAYUUCUGUGAUAAGGUUGUUGCUGYUGACCCAUCCCUCUUCCAAAAAACUUUCCGGGGGGACCUCUGCCGCCUGGUGGGAAAUUAUUCACGGGGCCACCGCCUCGACCUCCAUUCAUAGGUGGAAAUCCACCGCCCCGAAAAGGUCCACCCCUUCCUGGACCAAAAGCUGGAGUURGGUUCAUUGGGCCACGUCCACGUCCCCGGGCUCCUGAAAAACGGGGAUCGCAUCGUUGACCGUUUGCAUUUCCUGGAUAUUGUCUCUUCAUUACAGAAAUUUUGCGUCGUCGCUGAGAUUGUUAUMAAUAAGCAGGGACUCAAUAAUUUGAUUCUCUGAUGCUCAAAACUUAGUCACCAAUGUUAGUUUGCUGCCAUUGAUUCUUUUCGGCGCAAUAGGAAGUAGAAUGGUGAGCUAGAUAAGUUUCUCAAAACAUACCGUAGGUGUCGCGUUUCCGAUCGGUUUCUUUUUUCAUCAUCUUCUUCCGCCUCAUGAGACUGACUGAUCGUACCGGUACUGAUGUGAAAAAACAAAAAGCAUGGGAAUCACGAUGUUGUGAUGAAUGCGCAAUGAAUGAAUGAUACUUUCUUUGCCAUGAGCGUCCGUCCCUCCCUCGACGAGGWUCGGAAAGUCUAUUAGAGUUGGAGAUACUAUUUUCCGCCAAGGCUGGGGAGUACGGUGCAUGGUACCGUACACCAUACGAAGUACUUCUACUUGGUGGAGAACAUCGUUAUUUACCUAACUGUUUCAUCGACCGUCCGUCAGUCGUCAAAAUGGUUUGAGUAAAGACGUUAUGUACUACGUACGUACUUCGUAGCAAUCCUMUUAGGCCGGUCAUCAGUUUUUCAGAGAACGAUGCCAGUCUCUCCAUGAAGGCAUAGGGCAUGAUUGCCCUGAAGUACAAAWCGCGUGACCAAUAGAAAAUGACGGUGAGUCAGUCACAUCUCUAGGCGCUGGAAGACCGGUUUCAAAGCCUUACAGUACAGUACCUCACAUACUGUUUUUGUGAUGUAUGUUCUUCACUCGUAACGUACGUACUUACCAUACCGUACAUUACAUUACAGUACUUAGGCUAUGAACUGGAAAACUGGAAAAAUCCACGCGUCCGUCGAUUGUUUCGGUUCUCACUUCCAGAACUCGUAAUUACGGCAUUUCCUCACGAACUUCCUUAGUGCACCGUAUUUCAACUCUUGUCUGAAGCAGAGURCCGGUAUCCUUGAACAUUAUCCUAUCAGAAUACCGGAAUUUGGCCAUCAAUCAUCUGCCUCCAUGCAAAUUUGAAAUUUCGUUCUCGUACCCUUGAAAAUCACUACAGGUGUCAUCACCCGGAAAUCGUUAGAACAAAUAUAAAUCUGAAGAAGAUUCUAUCUCUUGUAAUUUGGACAACACGCACCUUACUACUUAGAGAGAGGAAUAAMACGGGAGAUAGAGGAGAAACUCCAUGACGAUAUAUAAACUGGACCAAAAGGUSAAGGAAUUUGCGAACUGAGAAAGGCAGUUGAUGCGAAGCGAAGCAACCAAGUUGAACAUGUCUGAUUCAGCAGUGCCAAAGAACGAUUACUAUAAUUCUGGUAGUAACGAAGCGUCUACAGACACAGCGUUGGUAAUCAAUCGCUUGGAAGCAGUGAGUUUACAUAACAAUAUUUCUUACAUACGACGGGAAAAUCUCCGUCGAGCGCCGCCUCAUCRUAUGUUUUUCUUUCUAAUCGCAUAACAACAGAGAAGAAAAUUAACGAAAAAUUCCGACCGGCUCGUAAUUGUCCUCGUCGGGUUGCCUGCACGAGGAAAAUCRUUCGUUGCGCGGAAACUAGUCAACUUUUUGGAAUGGCACGGRAGUUAUUGUAAGAUAUUUAAUGUAGGACGGUAUCGACGAAAGGCAUCAGGUGGAGCCUGCGAUGCAAACUUUUUCUCAGCUGAAAACAAGGGGGCCGCGGCACUUCGAGAGGAAGUGGCCGAGUUGGCCCUGCGUGAUAUGCUUCGAUGGAURGACGGAGAGGACGAAGCAGACAGUGAUGCCGAAACAAAGCAGCAGAGUUGUUCGCGCAGUGUAAACUCGAGAAAUUCGAAUUCAUCGUAUGUGGAACAGAGAGAUCGAAUAGCCAUUUUUGAUGCUACGAAUAGUACGGACAAGAGRAGGAGGUGGAUUUUAGAAGAGUGUACAAACCCUCAGAAGCGACCAGGAAAGCCUACGGGGGUUGUCUUCGUGGAGUCUAUUUGUGACGACGAGGAGCUCYUGCAAGAAAACUUUAAAUUUAAAAUCUCAAACUCUCCAGAUUACCAAGGCAUGGACAAAAAAGAAGCRAUGGCGGAUCUGAAGAARCGUGUCAAAAAGUAUGAAGAACAAUACGAGACCAUAACAGAUGACUCGCUUUCGUAUAUCAAAAUUUUUAAYUUGUCCACCAAAUUGUUGGURAACCAUAUUUAUGGCCGCAUGUCAAAGGUGAUUGUUCCCGCUUUGAUGGCUUGGAAUAUCGGGACGAGACCGAUUUUSUUGUGCCGUCCGGGGCAAACCCUAUCAGAUGUCUUUACAGAUCGAGAUGACUACGUAACAGCUAUCAGCAUGCACAUUGGGUCCCAAGAUUUUCUGAAUCUUUCCAAUCAUACGCAGAAAAGACUCUUACGAGGAGACAGUUUGGGUCCCCACGGCAAAAAAUUCUCAGAAGCCUUGUACGAUUUUGUAGCAGAGGAAUCGAUGGACUUUUUGCUGAGACGAGCGUCGGUAUGUGACAUGUCGAACACUGGAACAUCGAUAAGUGGAGUGGCUAAUGCGUAUCCCAACCACGUCGAUUCUGGAACCCCUUUUCCCUUGAAAAUCUAUUCGAGUACGAUGCCGAGAGCGAGCGAAACAGUGACGUGGAUGGAUUAUGAUUUCCCAGUUAACGAACUCUCGACGUUGAACCCGUAAGUACUGCCACUUUGAUCCACAUAAAACGAGCAUUUAGCUCUGAGUGGAUUCAUAUAUGCUGCAUUUUCUAAACGCGUCGUCUUUUGAUUGAUUUAAAUCUACUCAAAGAAUGGACAAGGGUGACUUUGCUGGGAAAGAGCUACUUGAAAUUCAAAACACGCAUCCUGAAUGGUACGGCCGUUUAGAAAAAGAUCCUUUCCACACAAGGUACGACAAUGUUUCUUGAAAACAAAGGCUAAGCUCUAAUUGUUAUACGUAUACAUGUUUCUAACAUAUCAUACACUAUUACAACUCGUUGAAAGAUUUCCUGGGGGCGAAUCCUACAAGGAUUUGAUUCAGCGCCUUGAGUCGGUGGUGGUCGACCUUGAGCAACAAGUGAUUCCAACGCUUGUUGUUAGUCACGUAUCGGUGUUGCAAAUGCUCAUUGCYUACUUGCGGAAGUCACCGGUGGAAGAAGCCAUGCAGAUCGAGGUGCCAAUGCAUACAGUGAUCAAAUUCACCCCCGCCCGAGGCGGAGGAUGGCAAGAAUCCUCUCACAACCUAGCUCCGGUCCACGACGGUUCGAACUCGUCGGUAACCGAAAGAAAAAUUGUGUCGAUCGAGGGCAUUAAGGAACUAAAGACAGGUGAAAACGGCGAAAAUGUUCAAGUGACCAUGUCACCGAUUUGGGGCGAUCACAUGCGACAAGCCUCUUACAGUCCCGUGACACGAAAAGUGACGAAGUCACUAGAAAUACCUUUGACGGGUUAAGUUGAAGAACCUGCCCGUUCGUUCAUGCAUUGAAUUGCAUUYCAUUUUUKAUCCUUGGAUACCACGCUUUUCUUCAAGCUGCAAUCUUGUCGCUGGUUMAAGUAUAAUUUAUUAUUUGACUUAAUUUAAUCCUAGACUACAUGUAUUGGAUAAACGAUCUUUGAUAYG